ACAAGAGAGAGAGACUUCUUCUCCUUCACUCCCCUCCCCUUUCCCUUGCACUCCCUCAAUCCAAACAAAGACUCAAUCCAUGAAUUCUGAAACUGAAAAGCCACAACGAGAUUGAAAGAGGCAAUGAUCCCUACAGGAUUUCGAGAUCGGAAAACCACUUGGCGGAGGCAACUUCGGGAGGGUCUAUGGAGUUACGGUAUUCUGCUUACUGACCAAAUGCAUAGUGGCGCUGAAGGUGAUAUUCAAGGAACAGAUUGAGAAGUACAAUAUUUUUCAUCAGUUAAGGAGAGAAACACAGAUUCAGACUAUUUUUCGCCACCCUAAUAUAUUGCGACUCUAUGAUUGGUUUCAUGAUAAUGAACGCAUUUUCUUGAUUCUUGAAUAUGCUUACGGUGGUGAGCUCUACAAGGAGCUCAGGAAGAAUGGCUGCCUCAGUGAGAAACAAGCAGCCACGGUGAAACUUCCUCUCUCAAUGCAUUUGUCUGUGUGUCUAACUUAUUGUUCCUUUUUGUCACUGAGAAAAUUAACGAACAUUGCGUAUCCUAUGUCUUUUGGUUUAAUUUCUCCUUUGGCUUUGAAUUGAAUUUCAGUACAUUGCAAGCCUCACAAAUGCCUUGGCUUAUUGUCAUGAAAAGCAUGUAAUUCAUAGAGAUAUCAAGCAAGAAAAUUUGCUGCUUGAUCAUGAAAUAUGUACUGAUUCUGAAAAUGAGAGUGAUUACAUUUUAUGUAUGAUCCUGAUUCACUUUUCGAAGGUGGAUUUCCAGUGAAAUUUUUGCUGUUAAAAGUACAUUGUUAGUCUACUUUCUGAUUGAAAUUGCUAAUUGUUUUCCCUAGUGUUAUCACUUUCUGCCUGUUUAAAAGCAAAAUUUAAUUACUUCCAACAUUAUCGAUAGCAAAAUAUUUUAGUGUAACUUAUAUAUUGUAUUGAGAUUAGUUCAUAAUAUGCCUCAGAGGAAAUUAGUUUGAGUUCAGAUGGAGAUGGCUUUACCUACUGUCUAUGACAGAAAAGAAAGUCCUUAUUAAACUACUAUAUUGGGAAAACUGGAGCUUCAAGUCUUCAAGAGAUGUGUUGCUUAGGUUCAAUUGAGACCCUAAUUUUUGUUUCGAAAGCUAGAAAGUAGAAACAUAUUGUACAAUGUCUCUCUUAUGUAAUUGCUACUUUGCAAUGAUCAUUUUAAACGUUUGCAUCUGCAAUUGAAUGACAUUCAUAAUGAAUUUCAGAAUGUGUU
This is a messenger RNA of Rubroshorea leprosula, 1229 nucleotides long. Lineage: Eukaryota; Viridiplantae; Streptophyta; Magnoliopsida; Malvales; Dipterocarpaceae. The record is from the annotation of a GenBank genome assembly.